Telopea speciosissima is the source of this 2239-nucleotide messenger RNA. Its product is annotated as BTB/POZ domain-containing protein DOT3-like. Lineage: Eukaryota; Viridiplantae; Streptophyta; Magnoliopsida; Proteales; Proteaceae. Gene Ontology annotation, molecular function: protein binding. The transcript is spliced from 6 exons. The coding region runs from base 24 to 1952 and encodes 642 amino acids. The record is from RefSeq and is a predicted model, not a curated record.
AUAUUUGUGGUAGAGAAAGAAGGAUGGGUGCCAUAAAGAACUCUUCUCAGUUCAGUCUACUAGAAAGCCAUCACAGUGACUCAAGUACUGCAAUUCCAGUUAAACUCAUUACCGCUACCGUGUGCUUCGAAAAGAAAGAACAAGCAUGGUUUGUGACUUCUAAAGUUCCAACAGAUCUGACAAUUCAAGUAGGAGACAUCACCUUUUAUGCCCACAAGCAUCCAUUGACUUCAAGAAGUGGAUAUUUCAAUCGAAUUGAUCUGGAGAAGCCUUUAAAAUUCGGUAAUGAUGUCAAGCUUAACAACUUCCCUGGUGGAUCAGAGACAUUUGAGAACGUUCUAAAAUUUUGCUAUGGUCUCCCCGUAGAUCUGACUCCAACAAAUGUAGCUCCACUAAGAUGUGCAUCAGAAUUCCUGGAGAUGACUGAAGAGUUUGAAGAUGGCAACCUCAUCUCCAAGGCUGAGGCUUUCCUCACAUUUAUAGUCCUCUCUUCUUUGAAGAACUCCAUUACUGUCCUCAAAUCUUGUGAGUCUCUCUCUCCAUGGGCUGAGAACCUCCAAAUUAUCAGAAGGUGCUGUGACACCAUUGCCUGGCAAGCCUGUAGGGACAAUUUAGCAAAUGGGGAAUUUACUGAUGACGAAAGAUGGUGGUUUGGUGAGGUAUCGACCCUUCGCAUUGAUCAUUUUGUUAGGAUUAUAACUACAACAAGAGCAAAAGGAGCAAAACCAGAAGUUAUCGGUGCAUGCAUUAUGCAUUAUGCAGAGAAAUGGUUGUGUGGCAUGGGUUUAGGAUUAGAAGACCAUAGUCAGGGAUCUGGAAAGCAUGAGCUGCAAUUGUGUAUUCUGAGUGGAAAGAGACAGGAAAGAAGCCCAGGCUACAACAAGGAGCAGAGGGUGUUAAUAGAGAGCUUAAUAAGCAUUCUUCCACAAGAGAAGGAAGCUGUCUCAUGUAAGUUCCUGUUACAAAUGCUAAAGAUGGCAACAGUAUAUUCAGCCACUCCAGCACUAGUGUCAGAGCUCGAGAAGAAGAUAGGGAUGGUGUUGGAGGAUGCCAAUGCAAAUGAUCUUUUAAUUCCAAAGUACAGAGGUGGAGAUGAAGAGAAGCACUCACAAAGUCCUCCAUCUGGAGAAUGCACUAUGCACGACAUUGACUCAGUUCAAAGAAUUGUAGAGUAUUUCCUGAUGCAUGAACAGCAACGGCACCAACAAAACACUGAAAAUUCACCAGUUGGCAAGUUGUUGGACAAUUAUUUGGCAGAGGUUGCCAGAGACCCAAAUCUUACUAUUUCCAAAUUCCAAGUUCUUGCCGAAGCCUUGCCUCCAAGUGCACGAUCAUGUGAUGAUGGUCUUUACAGAGCAAUCGACACCUAUCUCAAGACUCAUCCUUCAAUAACUGAACACGAUCGGUGGAGGUUGUGCAAAUUAAUGGACUGUGCGAAGCUAUCACUCGAUGCAUGCAUGCAUGCAGCACAAAAUGAUCGGUUGCCCCUCAGAACUAUCAUCCAGGUGUUGUUCUCGGAGCAAUUAAAGGUGAGGGAAGCAAUCCAAAAAAAGGAGCCAGUUCCAAAUGAGAUCACUGAACAGGAGAGUCGCUGGACAUCCGCAGAAAAGAAGAUUGAGACCACCAAAGCAGAACUAGAAAUGGUCAAGACAAUGCUGCAAGAGAUGCAAAAAGAUUACUAUGAGCUGCAACAGGAAUGGGAAAAGCUCAACAUCAAGCAAAAGAGUGUAUCUAGUUGGAGUAAUGGAUGGAAGAAGCUCAAGAACUCCACUUUCUUCCAUGGAAAAAUGGACUACAAUGUAACUGGAGAGUCACACCCCAACUGGUUCCAAAGUAAGCCGUCGAAGAAGGCAAUCUAUCUCCUAAAAGUCUCCAACACCAUCUAUCCUAUGCAAAAACAAACCCAGCGGAGAGUCAUAUACAACAGCAGUGUAUCCUCUUCCCAGUUGUAGUUAGUUUCCUCCAAGACCUUAUAGCAAAUCCAUCAGCCUAUGUAUACAAUCAGUUUGCCUAAAUAUUGGGUUUUUGUUAGUUUACUUAAAUAUCAGGCUAUUGUUGGUAGUCUCUCAUGAUAGUUUUAAUGAAGCUUGCAUGUUCAUUCAGUAUGUCCCUUUUUCCCUUAAAUGAUCUUGCUCAUAUACUGUGGAACUCUUAUUUCCUUCCACUUCCUUAAGUAGACAUACAAAGAAGAAACAAGAGUUCAUCAACUUUCUUCAAUAGAAAAAGUCAUAAUUUUCUA